This is a messenger RNA of Zootermopsis nevadensis, 2254 nucleotides long. Its product is annotated as 3 beta-hydroxysteroid dehydrogenase/Delta 5-->4-isomerase type 1. The record is from RefSeq and is a predicted model, not a curated record. Gene Ontology annotation, molecular function: oxidoreductase activity, acting on the CH-OH group of donors, NAD or NADP as acceptor. NCBI's taxonomy places the organism in Eukaryota, Metazoa, Arthropoda, Insecta, Blattodea, Termopsidae. Gene Ontology annotation, biological process: steroid biosynthetic process.
GCUGGUACGAGGUUUCGUGAAAAGUGCACGUCCAAAUGACUGGCAAGUUUGCUACAGCUGUUAACACUGCUUUAUCUGCGAAUGAUUUGAAAUGAGUUUUAUUUAUUUGUCGAAUGAAAAUUUAAAUAGAAGCAGUAACUAUGGACGUUGCUUUUUAGUCGUGCAUCAUAUCACGUGUUGAAUAUAUGUUCUUAUAACAUAUAAAGAGGGAUAAUCACAUUAGAAUAUCAUUUCCAACACCACGUUCUAAUCUGUUUCAUUCAUUCUCUGCACGGAGACCGAACUUUGAUGCUGCCGUUUUGUGAAUUAGGCAGUCGAUUCAGGCGGUAAAAAUAAGCAAUACAUUUCAAGCACCAGAAAGUACUGGAUGUAAACAAAACCUUUGCAUCCAUGGCGGAAGAAAGCAGCUCAGAAGUAAUUCUGGUCACUGGUGGAAGUGGCUUUCUUGGACAACACAUUGUAAAGCUGCUACAAGAGAAAGACCCAAAGGUGCGAGAGAUUCGAAUUCUGGACCUAAAACCAUACGUGAAUCAUCUGGACCACAAAGAGCAGAAACUCAUGAAGAUGAUCGUUGGCGACAUCGUGGACUUGGAAGCUGUGCGAGAGGCGUUCCGAGGUGUGGACUGCGUAAUUCACUGUGCUGCGUUGGUCAGUUACAGCUUCCCACCUGAUAAGGAGGCGCUGGAUCGUGUCAACGUCACAGGCACACGUAAUGUGGUGUCACUAUGUGUGGAGAUGGGGGUACCCCGACUGGUGUUCUGUAGCACCUCAGAGGUCACACUAACUCCAUACAUGGGUGGUAUACAUGCAAUGAUCAUCAACCAAACAGAGAGCAAGGCGCUCGCACCCAGCUGCGACAAGGGAUGGAAGCUUCUUCUGCCUGGGUAUCCAGCCUCAAAGCUCGGCGCAGAGAACAUUGUCCUGGCUGCUAAUGGCAGACCUCUUUCCAAUGGUCAUGGACAGCUUCACACAGUAGUGCUGCGCCCCACACUACUAUACGGUGAACAGGACCCUCAUCUAGUGCCGAGUUUGAUUCACCUCUCUGAGAAAAUGGACAGUUCUCUAGUGCGAUUUGGAGGGUCUGGUGGCAGACAACAGAUGACAUAUGUGGGUAAUGCAGCAUGGGCCCAUCUGUGUGCAAAGGACAAGCUGCUGGUUACGUGUCCUGGUGGAGGUAUUGCUGGCCUACCUAUCUUUAUAACAGAUGACACUCCAGUGGAUGACCUCCUGAUCUUUGCUCAGAAGGUGACAACCCGAGCUGACUUGCCACCACGUUGUUGCCUGUCUCGUUGGUACAUACCAGCAUUACUGGCUUAUAUGGUAGCAGCAAUCAUUGAGUUGGUAGUCAUGAUGACGCGGAUCCCUCUAUCAGUCCCACCUUGCGGUAUUGUGGCUUACCUUGGUUCCAUAGUACUAUACAACAGGCUCAGGGCUUCUUUGCAUCUGAACUACAUGCCAAUAUUCCAGCCAGAUGAGACAUAUAGUAGAUCAAACAAGUAUUACACCAAGAAAAAGCUCUGACAAUGUGUGGAUUUGAAGGUGCAUGUCUUCUGGUAUGUGUCUUUGAUAAUACAUAACCACAAUAAAUGUUAGUAUGCAUAAAUUUAACAUGGUUGCUGUGGUGAAUAUAACCUCAGAUGAGAUUGUAUUACCUAAUUUUCCAUACUGUUGAUAUACAGUAGCACAGCUUGAUGUCCUGCCAUCUUCUGAAUUAAAAUUAAAUUAAACAUGUAAUCAUGGUAAAGGCAGCUUCAGGAACAAGCCUCUGACAACAUUUGCACUCUAUAAUAAAGAACAUACAUCUGUUUGAAGUGGUCACACUCUGCUCAAGAGUGUGAUCUAUAAAUAACAAACUUUAUGGUUGACGAUCUUCCUCUAAACAAUCAAUAGGUAAUUGGCUACUCAAUAAAACUCCUGCUAUGAAAGUUUAUGAUUCAUUACUAUUUACAAAUAUUUACCACUGGGUGCUAUCUUAAGCUAUUUAAACCUAGUUCUAAUGCCAUGGAGAAGAGUCCUCCUUCAGUAUCUGACAGUUGUUCAGAUGAUAAAGAAAUUCAUUCAAUUUUCUGGAACUUUUUUGUGAGUAUACUACAAUAUCCAAAUAUUUGAAGUUUUUUUAUUUUACAUUUUCAUAUGUAAAAAAUAACAUUCAAGUGUAUGUCCUUAUGUACAGAUAGCAAACAAUGGCAAGUGGAAUUUCUGUGUAUAGUAAUUUACUGGGUACAGUAAUUUGCUAAUAAACAUAUUUCUGGUA